UCUCCAUUAGGUGUGGACAGUUCGUAGGCAAUCUUCACCAUUUUCCUGUUCUCUGAGUCUUCGUCAGCAAACGACAGCAAACACGACACGCCCACCAACACUUUGCCUCAGAAAUGUUAUGUGCUGUUUGCUACGGAGUUUUGAGAGGACACCAGGGAAGUCAAUGGCGAGGGACCUUCGACCUACAUUUUGAUCACCAAACCGACGAACUUGGCUUGGAAAAUUCAGCCGCAGCCCCAGUAAAAUGUUGCAUAUGCAGAAGUCUUUCGAGUGAACUAGCAUUUGUCGGAAGGAAACAUUUGAAAAGAAAAAACACUCGUAUCAAAACCUUGAGCGGAGUCUACAAGUUCUUCGGCAGGUGGCUUUGGAGAGAAAAUUCUCAGCCGAAUACCGAUAAUGAGAAAGAUCGAGCUCCUUUCAUCAGCGCAUAUCUAUCUGAACUCCCGGAACUUGAGGGAAGAAUGCGAGAAGCAGGCACACUGAGAAAUAAGAUCUAUCGUCUCGACUUCAAGUUGCGGGACUCGCAGAGACUUGGAACAUUUGUUCUAGACCAGAUAGGAGAUUCAUCAGGAGGCACGCUUCACACACCCUUUUCCACGAACACAUCGUCAGAUGAGGUGCUUGAAGUGGCAAAAAGUUGGAUCAACCAAUGUACCAGCCCAGCACACCCCGACUGCUCGUCAGUGCCUUCUGCGAACGAAAUAUGGUACCCGAGCAGGUUGAUUGACCUCGGGAGUAUGAUUGAAAUACCUGGUCACAAAGUGGUUCGUGACGACCCACCGCAAAUCACGGAGAAUCCGGACAAGAGAAGAUCGGAGGACAGUCCAGAAGAUUCAGCGUAUAUUCGAUUGGUUUCGAAAGACGAAGAGCACAACAUGCAAGGGCUCUACGUGACUUUAAGUCAUCGCUGGGGUGGAGCUACCUUCGCGAAACUCACAGAAGAUAAAAUUGGCGAGUUCAAGCAAGGAAUUCUCCUGAAGAACUUGCCAAAGACCUUCGAAGACGCCAUACGCUUUGCACGGCGCUUAGGUAAUUACCCUGGUCAGGUGAGAUACAUCUGGAUUGAUUCUCUGUGCAUCAUCCAAGCUGCACAGCCAGACAAGCCAUCCGAUAUUCAGAAAGCGGACUGGCUAAGGGAGUCGGCACAGAUGCACUUGAUCUAUAACAAUUCGUACUGCAAUAUAUCAGCUACUGCUGCAACAGAUAGCACCACAGGGCUGUUUUCCCCGAGAGAACCUCACUUGUUGUGGGAGGAUGAGAUCAACCUCAACACUGAAGGGAUUCCGGGGUACACCCCUGAUGAGCUCAUACAAAGAUGCAAAAUAAUUGACCUAUCAUUCUGGGAACGAAACAUCGACAAUGCUCCAGUAAACAGGCGUGCAUGGGUGCUGCAGGAGAGGUGGAUGGCACCUAGAGUUCUCCACUUUUGCCAGGACCAAAUCGCAUGGGAGUGCCGACAUAUGAAUGCCUCGGAAUCGUUCCGUGAUGGCCUCGCCAGCUAUGGGUUGAGAGCAGGAGAAGUUGAACGUACAGAGAGGCUCAAGACUUGUGUUCCUCACGAUACUAAAAGCGGUCGUGCCGGCCAUUCUGCACCCAUCGAACGCAACCCUUUGUAUAGAUAUGACUCCUGGAAAAGCGUGGUAGAGAGGUACUCGAAGACAGGACUUACCAAUUCUGGCGACAAAUUGAUAGCACUAUCGGGAAUCGCGAAGUUGAUGUUUGGGAACGUCGAAUAUGUUGCAGGGUUGUGGCGUGAGUACCUUGAAAGUCAACUCCUCUGGAGCGUGGACCCUGUGUUCGAGCACGGCAAAUUCUCCUUCCCGUCGUCACGACCGCAAAAUUACCGAUCCCCAUCUUUCUCAUGGGCUGCCGUCGAUGCCAAGAGGGGUAUUACUUAUGGUGACUUUACGAAGGACAAUCUUCUUAUUACUAUUGAGAAGUUCGAAAUACUUCAGGACAAAGGUGCGGAUAAGUUUGGUCUGGUCAAGAAAGGAUGCUUCAUUGAGCUUUCUGGUGUCUUGAAGAAAAUCAUUCUGGAGAAAAGAGUCGAAGAGAGCGGAACUCGGUUCUGUUGGGAUUUGGCCGAAACUCAAUCGGAAAUGGCGCGAGGUUCUCGCAAGUCGGAAGACUUCUACAGUAAUGUUUACUUGGAUAGUCCCAACGACGACUGCGGUAGCGCACUUCCCCAAACCAGUACAAAUAUUCUCGGUCCAAGAGGGAGGAUGUACUGUUUACCGGCCAGAAAAGAUGAGAAAAGUUAUUUGAUCUGCCUCUUGCUGCAGAAAGAUCUGAAUAUAGAGGGACAAUACCGGAGAGUUGGGCUGACCAAGAUCCCCAGUUAUGAUGGGUUUGGUCAGAAGCGAGUGUAUGACUCGGAGGGGGCUCAAGAUACGCCUACGUCAAUUCGGCUUAUAUGAACAUCUCGGCGGUGUAAAGUGAAGUCGAAGUCGAAGUUGCCAAGAGAAGCCAGGUUCGGGCAUGAUUACACCCCUGUGCUAUAGACCGUCGUCCACCAAAGAGGUUCCGCUUUCUGGCGAUACGAAGUCAAGCACCACCUAGGUUGACUUUUAAUGGAUGCAAAUUAUGUGGAGAAAGGUCGCCAAGUCAGUAUUGAGACGCGAGAAACUAUAUAACUAUCAACCGAGACUAUUUGGGUACAGUAUGUGAGCCUCUUCAUGCAUGAGCUGUCGUUGUGCUGAUAAAUCGAUGUGGGGCGUGGGUAGCACGUACGAGUAACAGCAGAAGAAGCUAAACUGACUCCCGAACUUUAAAAAAAAGAGAAGGGUGUCACCAAAAUUGAUUUGGGCGCGGUAACUGCUACACAAGAUCCCGAGCAUUCUAAGAGGUGUUUUCAUCGAUGUCGUGGGAGGCUUCUACAAAGCCAGACCAAACUGGCAUGGGACGCUAAGGCUCGCGUAAUGGUCAAAACACAUUUGUUCCAGGUAGGCGAAUCAUUGAAGUGUUUGAAGCGAAACCUUUGUUAGAAUGAGCUUUGGGCAUGAGAUCUCUAUUGGCUGCACUUGUUUCGAUUCUAGUACUUGAAGAACAGCAUUGUUCCACAUGACGUGGCUCGCUUUGCGCCCCAUGUCCGGCCAACGACGUUGUGUUAUUUCCAUAAAUUCUGUAUCUUCAAGUAAAACGGCUGCAAUGCAUGAUUCCGACUCAGCGUAAAGUAUGGACUUGAUUUGUUAAGCAAUGAGGCCUAAUAGCAAAUUUGGAAGGCCUGGACGGUUGAGUGGGCAUCUGCUCACCAGAGCGGUGUAAACAACAUGGGUGGUUCCGAUGCCGGCUUCAAGGUACCACCAAAGUAAGUUUACAACGUGUCCGGAACUCUGAACUUUUGGAAAUGGACUUGUGACGUUUUCGUAUCGAGGCCGGAUGAGACGGGCAUGCAUGUACAGUAAAGACAAACCUAAUCAAGUCAAUUUAAGGUUUUGACAUGACAGAUGCGCCAAGACGUCUCCCUGUAAACUUUAUCGAGCAUCAUUACUCGGCAAGGCUGAAAGGCUGCCAUGAAUAUCAAUUCCAGCCUUGAAUUGUGAGGAGUAGAACUUGCGAGAGGCAGUAUACUGAAGAUCAAAGUUCAAAAGAGGCAGGUCUUUCAGCAACUUUGUAUUUCAGGGCUGGAGUCAUGAGAUUUCACGACACAGUCUCGUUUGCUAUCUUAUUUAGUUUGCCCAAAGUAACAGGCAUGGCAUCGUCAAAAUUUGCCAGGAAUCGGGUUUCGCCUUGCUCCUGGUUCCUGAUUCGAUGUUGGAGUUUGGAAUAUUCCAUUACAAGGAAGGAAGUGCUUAGCAGAACUUAUUUUCCAAACACCUGGUUCCGGGUAUCUUCUGCUUCGGUUGCUCUCAGACUCACCAUGACUUGUCACAUUUCUGCCAUAAGUCUACCCGUAUGAUUUGCAUGUUGGCUUUUGAAUAUUAUAGUGACUUCUCGGUAAUCUUGCUCUAAAUCAACAAGGAGACCGAGCUACUCUGACGAUUCUUGAGCAGGAUUCUUUACCUUGCAGUAGACACCAUGAUGAACGAGGACCACUGUUACUCAAAGCAUUGUAAACUUAAACCGCAACGAAGAGCCAUGUGAUCCACGACUUGAACACUUACUGUUCUGUUCUUACAAUAUGAUGUACACCAGAGUAGGAUUUCGAUUCAUGCCCGAAACAUAAACAACUCCUGGAUUGUCAGCGAAGCUCCACCCAAGCUGCGCCAAACCAUCUCAGAGCAAAGCCUUAAUCACGUAGCGAAAGUUAAUGUCUACCGCGAUAGUAAGGAAAUUGCAAGAUUAGCUUUCCUUGAUGCUAAAUAAGCGCUUGCAGCGCGAUGAGAUGAAAGUCUCUUCACUCGGUAACCACUGACGACUCAGAAUGGUUGAACGGAGGUUAUGCACGAAAACAGGGGUGCAAUGGCGCAGUAAGAAUAAACCAACCACGAUUAUGUGUCAAUUGGUGUCGAUGAUGGUCUAAUAUUCAAGGGGAAACUAGGUCUAUAUAUCUACAUCCAGAUCCCUAUAUCACAUGCGAUUUCCUUAUAUUCUAGGUAUCCGGAUUCCUCGGAUUAUUCCUCGGUAUAUUCCUCGG
Cadophora gregata is the source of this 4576-nucleotide messenger RNA. RefSeq lists its product as uncharacterized. The transcript has 5 exons. The record is from RefSeq and is a predicted model, not a curated record. NCBI's taxonomy places the organism in Eukaryota, Fungi, Ascomycota, Leotiomycetes, Helotiales, Ploettnerulaceae. Bases 114 to 2417 code for a protein of 767 amino acids.